CCUGUCUGUCAGCACCUAGGCAAAAGCCGCAACUCAUCAACACAAAGACAGUUUUAAGCAUAGCGCAUUGGCAGGUGCAGGCCUUCUAACUGAAAAUAUUAUCAACAACAACCAAGGAAGCUUUGGAUCACAAAAAACAACUGGCACUCAACGUAAAGGGUCUGGUGUCUCACUCACUGCUCCACUGAAAAUUCACUCUGGGACCCUGAGGGACUUACGUUGAUCGCGGGACCAACGCUUAUCGGGAGCCGACCUGCACCAAGCCUGCCAUGGGAGAAAAGACUGAGAUGGCAUCAUGGAACGGUCUCCCCGUUGAGCUCAAAGGUCUAAUCCUCGGGCAUCUGGCCACUGGUGCCGUCACAGAGAGGCGCUCAAAAAUAUGGAAGGCCAAGGGCAAGCGUCAUGACAUGGGCAGCUACGCUGUGGUGUGUCGACAGUGGCAGGGGUUCAUCGAGAAGGUCAACUUCAGCAAUCUCGAGAUCAGCACCAGCAAGGACCUCGCCAGCUUCGACGAGAUAUUCCAGGACCCCAGUCGCCGCUCCUACCUGCGUCGCGUCUCACUCCGCGUCGAGCUGCCGCGCUACGCCAACAAGCUCGCCAAGAUACCCGAGACCGACGUCGAACAGAACGACAACGAGGUCGCCUUCACUCAGGGCAUCUGGAACUUCUUCGACAUUCUGAGCAAAUGGACGACUUCGGGCGCGGGUAUCGAGCUGGAGCUGAGCGCUGCCUCGCCCAGUGACAAGAACAAGUACUUUGGUGAAAUGGGCCUGGACCAGGAUGGUAAUUCACGCUUUUUCGAUCACGAUCUCGACUUUUGCUUCAUCACCGCCGGAUGCGACCAGGUCGGACGGCACGGCUUGCCCGAGGUCUCGGUCGUUAGCAGUUGCCAGGUCUUGCGUCGCAACCAUCGGAACUUCUCCUCUCGAGCGCUCCUCACCAUUUUUUCGAGUCUGCCCCAGCUUCACGAAGUCCGCUUUGAGCCUUGGCAUCAAGUUGACAUGGAGGCCCAGUUGGAAGUCGACUCAGAUCACGCCCGGACUCUCCCCUUCUGGCCGUCUCACAUCAAGCGGAUCAGCCUCUUUGAACACUUCGACGCAUUUGCCGAUGGUGGUGAGGGCGAGUGGGAGGAUGCCGACUCUGGCGACGAAAGUGAAGCAGAAGAAAACGCCGAUGCUGUUGCCGCUCCUGGUCCCACCAUGGACGACGAAGAAGACGAAGGCGUCCCGAGGACCUCAUGCCCCAGCUUGGGCCACAACCUGGGUUAUCUCAGUCUCCAAGCCGAGGAAAUGGCCGUCUCCAACGUGUCCGAUGUAAGCGACUUCUUCGAGGGCUUUCUUUCGCGCAGAAGCGCGCCACCCGUGUGGAAGCACCUCCGCCGGCUUGCGGUGACAUCGAACAUGAUGAUCGACGGUGUCGACGCUGAGCUCAUCAACAACGUCCUUCGCAUGGUGGCCAAUGCCGCGAAACACAUGCCGGCUUUGCAGGUCAUGGAGAUAUACAAGACUGACCAGUUUGGAGGCGCCGUCUUCCGCUACAGCGUUGAGACACUCUCAACGAAGGCCAGCUGGGAGAGCACUUGGGAUUUCCGUGUAGACAAGGACGUGAAAGCUGCAUGGGCAGAAGUUGCCAAGAAGAACACCCCUCACAGCCUGGAGUUCCUUCCCGAGAUACGUUUGGGCGACUAUCAAGGACCGUAUGUCUUCUUCGAUCACAACCUUGUGACGAAAGACCUUGUCCUCCAUCCGAGUUCGCUGGAGGACAUGCUGUCCAAGAAGUUAGACAAGUGCAAAGCAUGCCAUGGGUUCUGCGCGCAUCCUAAGAACGCGGAACAGGUUUGGGGCUCGCUCGGAGUUGAUGGAUAAAGUAUGCGAGCAUGGCUGAUGCAUUCACACGAGAUCAUGUCUAGAUACCCUGUACUUUGUAAAGUAUACACAUUGAACGCCUAGUUCACAUACAGACGGGGCGGUUGGGCAAAAGCAGCAUGGAUUGCACAUCAGUUCAGGAAAAUACCAAUCCAUUAAUAGCUUAUCUUGUGGUCUUCCA
This is a messenger RNA of Colletotrichum destructivum, 2046 nucleotides long. RefSeq lists its product as uncharacterized. The transcript is spliced from 3 exons. Lineage: Eukaryota; Fungi; Ascomycota; Sordariomycetes; Glomerellales; Glomerellaceae. The record is from RefSeq and is a predicted model, not a curated record. Bases 270 to 1865 code for a protein of 531 amino acids.